UUUCUUCACAUUUUUUUUUAUUGUCAUCUUAAUUUGUCCAGUUAGAUUGUGGGAAUGAAAGACGGCUCAAUGCUCUGGAUUUUUUAUCCUCUGUGAUUGUUCUCAUUUUUUCUUUCUGGGGUUAAAGGAGCACUGUUGGCAAAAGUUCUGAGAACUGUGUUCAUGAUAUGGCCUUUGAGCGCUACAUUUCUCAGGAAUGGAAAAGCACUCCAAGUUCUGUGAUGACAGAGACUGGAAACUACAAUGGUUGUUUUGAUUGCAACAUUUGCUUGGACUUUGCACUUGAACCUGUAGUCACCCUCUGUGGUCACCUCUAUUGCUGGCCCUGCAUCUUCAAGUGGCUCCAUGUCCAAAGUUCUUCUCUUGCAUCUCAUGAACACCCUCAAUGCCCAGUCUGCAGGGCUGAUAUAUCUCUUGCCACCAUGGUCCCCCUAUAUGGCCGGGGCCAAACCCCAGCUCCUUCUGAGCAAGACACAAAGGCAUCGUGUCACGAUACUUGUAUACCACCAAGACCACGAGCUUUCAGUGCUCAAUCUCUGAUGUCAGCAUCAUCAUCUCAGGGUGGUCAUCAUCAGUAUCUUCCUUUUCACUGUCCUCGUUACAGUCCUCAACAUUUCAGUUCGCCUCCGUACCAAAGGGAUGAGGAUUCCUCAUCACAAGUGCUCAAUCUCAGCACCACUCUUACACCUCAAGGAUUUCACCAUCAUGUGGCUGGGAUGGUUUAUGCCAGAGUGUUUGGCAACCCGGAAAAUCUAUACGCCUACCGGAAUUCUUAUCAGCAGAUGGGCAGUAACAGCCCGAGACUGAGAAGACAGGAGAUGCAAGCAGAUAAGUCAUUAAACAGAAUCUCAUUUUUCCUCUUUUGCUGUUUUGUUUUAUGUCUCAUCGUCUUUUGAGCACCCUCGUUGAGAUUAUUUUGGAGAUUCUAAUGUAUAUUUUGUAAAGAUAUAAACUUGUGAGGUUGAGUUUUAAGCAUUGUGUGAUAAAACAUCAUGGGAUUGUAUUUACAUGUGUCAUCCAUGAUAUAAGUUUAAUGCCAUCAUUUGUUUGAUGCAUCAGUGAUGAUAUACAGGAUGAUAUUGUGCAGUAUUAUUAUGGGCUUAUUGUUGAUAGGAUGAUAAUAAUAUCUUGCAUAUAUGCUGA
Molecule: messenger RNA, 1143 nt
Organism: Prosopis cineraria
Lineage: Eukaryota; Viridiplantae; Streptophyta; Magnoliopsida; Fabales; Fabaceae
Product: E3 ubiquitin-protein ligase RMA1H1-like
Exons: 2
Coding region: 168-896 (242 amino acids)
Biological process (GO): ubiquitin-dependent protein catabolic process
Cellular component (GO): endoplasmic reticulum
Molecular function (GO): ubiquitin protein ligase activity; ubiquitin-like protein conjugating enzyme binding; metal ion binding
Source: RefSeq, a predicted model, not a curated record